CCCCCCCGUGCAAACUGUCGCUUUGCAGAAUUCAAACAUUGCACUUCAGACUGAAAUGCAAAUUUCCGCAACAUCUGCUGGCUCUUUCCAAUCACAUCUUCUUGAAGUGUGUUUGCUCAACACAUUGCACUGAUUGUGUUGGCUGAUAUGAAAAAAAGGGGGCAGGCUUUACUAUGAAAUUGAAAGCUGAUUUUGUACAGAGGAGAUCGCGUUUUUCCAUUACCCACAUGUGCAUUAGGUGCUAAGUUUACCACAACUGUUUCGAGUGUUUCAGAGCUCAAGGUGCCAGAAUAAAAGACAUGGCCGUCUACCAGCAGCCGAGCACCAUGGUGGUCCAGACCACCACCACCCAUGGUCCUGGGACAUGGAGCACAGGCCUCUGUGAUUGCUGCAGUGACAUGGGCACCUGUUGCUGUGCUCUGUGGUGCUUCCCCUGCAUGCAGUGUCAGACGGCUAGCCAUCACGGCUGGUGCUGCUGCAUGCCGCUCCUGGAUGCCUGCUGCAUCGUGUCCUGCACUCUCCGCUCCUCCAUCAGAGAGCGCCACGGCAUCCCUGGUUCGUGCUGUGACGACUGGUGCAAGAUAUUAUGGUGCUACCAGUGUGUCUGGUGCCAGAUGCACCGUGAGGUGAAGAUCAGGAACCAGCAUCCGGGCGGCACCUCAGUGGUCACCAGGCAGGUCAUCAGUGGAUAAGAUGUGAUGGUUGUACUUGUGGGAUAUUGGGCGCACAAGCACAAUGUGACGUGGUUCUUUUUCAAAACAUUAGAGUGACAAAAACAUAAAGUUAGUUCUGUUCUUACUUACAGUCAGUAUUAGGUGAAAGAAGGUCUCUUUUUGUACCACACAUCAAAAAUGGAGCAGUUCAAACAGGGUGUAAGUAUUUUACGGUUAAGCAUGUUUUGGUUUUUAGUUUUCUGCCUCGCUGUUAAAGCUUGACAAUCACAGUUAAAUCUAGAAUUUCAGAAUUGAAUGUUAGCUUGUUAGGAUGUUGGAUUUCAUAUGAUGUCAAGUGAAAUUUGUGACUUACUCUAAUCAAUAAAUUCAGCUUUCUGUUUUACCAAACAAGCCACUAUUACAACCUGAUUCCACAUGUGACUGAAACCUGUGAGAAAAGGAAAUAGUUGUAUUCUCAUGUAAGAGGAUAUUAAUAUCUAGUACCUAUCACAACAUCUGCACUGAAACAAAAUGACAUCAUUACCCUACAAGCCCAAGCUUUAUUCAGACUUAAACAAAAGCAUGCGUUAGUUUCUCUCUUGUUGAGCUGUAUGAUAGAUUGAAUUAGUGUGUGGGACUAAAUUUUUUGAUACGUGAUAUGUUAGGGUGUAGCAUACCACAGGUUAUGUUAUGUUAUGUGGGUUAGAUAAGUUUAAACUGUAUUAAUGUUUAUGAAGCAAAGAUAUAAGACAAAAGAGGAACAGCAACCACAAACUGAAACAACCAAACGAGGAUGUUGUGGGCUUAGAGUAAACAGGAGUUUCACUCGAAGUAACCCUGUUCCCUAAAGUGAUCAACCUCUGUAGUGUUUGCAGGUGUGACUGAUUUGUGAAUAUGUUUUAUUGAUUUUCAUAUUUUACAGGGUAAUCAUGGAAUGUAUUAAAACAUACAGAAAACACAUAACAACCCCCCAACCCCAAAUAUUGGCAGAAUAUUACACACAUAAAACACAUACAGAAAAUGUAAAAAAUAAAUAAAAUAUUAGAGUAAUGCUUAGAUUGUCAGAGUACAUUUUCAUAAAAUUCUAGACAAACCCUACAAUGAAUAAAAUGACAUUUAGAAUGAAUAAAUAAAAUAAUAACAAUGAUGCAUAAAAAACUAAAAUGUAGCAAAAAGAAAUCCUCACAUCAUAAAUAUAUAAAUACAGAAUGUGUCAUUUGCAUCAUCGCCUCACAAUACCAGCACUUCUUCAAUGUCAACAUUUAUUAUAAAAUUCAAAAAUAGCCACCUUUGCUGUGACGUUGCCCAUGCCGUCAGAUCUGUGAGACAGAUGCAUUGCUUAAUCAGAUGGUGUUGUUUCAAAAUGUACCUGUGUCUUCCUCUUUUUAAAAUCUUUUACCAAUCCCUUUGUUCCCCUGAGGUCUUUCAAUAAACAAUUGUCUAAAAGAUUA
This is a messenger RNA of Notolabrus celidotus (New Zealand spotty), 2104 nucleotides long. RefSeq names its product plac8 onzin related protein 1 (gene ponzr1). The coding region runs from base 300 to 692 and encodes 130 amino acids. NCBI's taxonomy places the organism in Eukaryota, Metazoa, Chordata, Actinopteri, Labriformes, Labridae. The record is from RefSeq and is a predicted model, not a curated record. The transcript is spliced from 4 exons.